This is a messenger RNA of Cladocopium goreaui, 1137 nucleotides long. The record is from the annotation of a GenBank genome assembly. Lineage: Eukaryota; Dinophyceae; Suessiales; Symbiodiniaceae.
AUGGUGAGAGAGGGCCUAGUUGCGAAGGUUCUUCAACAGGCCAAGGAAAGGCGUGCCAGGUUGGAGAAGCACCUAGGUGAGAACGUGGCCAUCGCCCCAAAGGCCGCACCAGCCAGAGCACCGUCAGGUGCAUCCGUUGUGAAGCCAUCCCAGAAAGCGUUGAGUCUUGCCCCCCCGGUUCAGACUCCCCCACAAGAGGCACAGCAGGCACAGCCUGAGGCUGAGGUUGAGGAUCCUGGUCUUGACAAGUUGGCACACAAACUCUACAUGCGCUACUGGAGAAGUGUCAAUGAAAGCAAGGAGCAGCAGAGUGCCCUCUAUGAGGACUUUCUGAAAUGUGGCGGGAAGUGGACUGAGUCUUCCAUAUACAAAGAAAUCACCAACACGCACACAGGGAGGUCACGUGGAGUUCGCAGGUGGUGCACUGAGAAACAGCUCUUGCAAUACUUUACUGCACAAGAAGUCCAAGCGAUCAUUCAUCGCAAGGUCAAUGACAAGGACCUUCGGUCGAAGGAAGUCCGGGAUCACCCGGAAUGCAAUGAGUUGCAGCAAUACUUGACUCUAGUUGAGGAUGAAGAGGAGCAAAUUGCAGAAUCACGAAUCACUGACGUUUUCAAACUCAAGGUUUCAGAGAAGGCUGAGGAUCAGGAUGAUGACGAUGACAGCAGCGGAAGUGAGGAGGAGGCACCCAAUCCUUUUCAAACCUGGAAGGAUGAGACUCCCCAAAAGAAAAAGAAAGCACCAGGAAAGGGAACGAAGGCCAAGAAAAAGAAGAAUAGCAAGAAGGCAAAGAAAGGGAAGAAAGCUAAGAAAGGGAAGAGCAAGAAGGAAAAGAAAGCAAAAGGGAAGGAUGAAGAUGAAGAUCCCGACCCAAAGGAACUUCGACGGGCUGUUGUCAAACAGGCCAAGAAGGCCAUUCAGGAUUUGAACAAGAAGAUCCAAAAUGCCAAUUCCAAGAAGCUGUCGACUUCCGGCUGGUCACAGAAAAUGCGUGAGGUCAUGGUCCAAGAGAUUGAUGCCCAAAUUUCGGUCCUGAUGAAGAUGCGAGAGAAGCUUCAGCGAUCCUUAGACAAAGACGAGCAGGACCCAGCAGCAUCAUGGAAUCAAUGGUUCAAGGGUCAAUUAGGUCAUGGGUAA